CUAAGAGCUUUAUAUCAAAAAGAGUAGCUGAAUAAUUUAAAAAAAUAUUAUUCUACCAAACAGACCCAAAGAAUUGCAUUCUUACCAAAAAAUGCUUAUGCACAGAUGCACAAAUUUGGGAAUGAAGGAAUUGGACAUAAUUUUGGGGAGAUGGUCUUAGGAAUUUGUGCCAAAGAUGAGUUAUGAAGAAUUAAAUUAGAUGGAGUCUGAAAUCUUAGAUCUUGAUACGAUCGAUAUUUAUAAUCUACUACUCUAGGUGAAAGUGGCUGACGAAUUGAAACCUUUAGAACAAUUGAAAUAUGUACAAGAAAUCAGAAAUUAUGCACUGAAAGGUUUGAUAUGA
This is a messenger RNA of Paramecium octaurelia, 343 nucleotides long. The record is from the annotation of a GenBank genome assembly. NCBI's taxonomy places the organism in Eukaryota, Ciliophora, Oligohymenophorea, Peniculida, Parameciidae.